GCUCAACCCAGCAACACACAGCCCACCAUGGACGAGAAAGAAGAGACCAACGAGCCCCUCGACCUUGUGCGCCUGUGCAUCGAUGAGAUUGUUCUUGUCAAACUACGUGGCGAUCGCGAAUUGAAGGGCAGACUACAUGCAUAUGACUCGCAUUGCAAUCUCGUUCUCGGCGACGUCGAAGAGACAAUAUUUGUGGCGGAGGAAGAGGAAGAUGAUCAGGAACCGCGCGUCAGGACGGUAAAGAAGCAGAGCGAGAUGCUGUUUGUACGAGGUGAUUCAGUUGUCUUGAUCGCACCGGCAGAAGGCGCAUCGCAGUGAGCCCGGCAGUUUAGCCCUCUACGCAUGCGGACUACUCUACUCAGGGAAGGAAAACAACGGCCCACGGACCGGCAAUACGAGCAUAUGCAUUGAGAUACCCGAGCGAUCGUACGGCGAGGCAGAACAUAGUGGCGGACACCGAUUGGUCGAGGUCUGAAACGAGGGCUGGAAGGAAGACUGGUUGAUGCGGCGACGCGGUAUGCGAAUGCUGCAUCUGGAGACAAUGACUCGCUGAGACCGCUCUGCCGGCCUGUUUGGAGACCAGUUGACCUGGCGACCGUCUGGUGCAAGACCUAUCGUCAGCAACAGAUGCGACCGGCCCAAUCCUAGCGAGCCAGAAGACCAAUGCCAAACGAUGAAACGAGACAACCUUGUACACAGCCUCCUGUCAUACUCCAUGCCUCCCAUGCGUCGUUGGUGGUCUCAAAACAUGAUGCAUCCGUUGGCAUGUCAACCGUGAGAGUCACUACCAGUCAAUGGCACCAAAUGCAAAUUUGGG
This is a messenger RNA of Macroventuria anomochaeta, 817 nucleotides long. Its product is annotated as like-Sm ribonucleoprotein. Gene Ontology annotation, cellular component: precatalytic spliceosome; U4/U6 x U5 tri-snRNP complex; U6 snRNP. The transcript has 3 exons. The coding region runs from base 28 to 318 and encodes 96 amino acids. Gene Ontology annotation, biological process: mRNA splicing, via spliceosome; P-body assembly. The record is from RefSeq and is a predicted model, not a curated record. Gene Ontology annotation, molecular function: RNA binding. NCBI's taxonomy places the organism in Eukaryota, Fungi, Ascomycota, Dothideomycetes, Pleosporales, Didymellaceae.